Molecule: messenger RNA, 3201 nt
Organism: Pseudozyma flocculosa PF-1
Lineage: Eukaryota; Fungi; Basidiomycota; Ustilaginomycetes; Ustilaginales; Ustilaginaceae
Exons: 5
Coding region: 1-3201 (1066 amino acids)
Biological process (GO): generation of catalytic spliceosome for first transesterification step; mRNA splicing, via spliceosome
Cellular component (GO): U2-type catalytic step 2 spliceosome; Prp19 complex; post-mRNA release spliceosomal complex
Molecular function (GO): protein binding
Source: RefSeq, a predicted model, not a curated record
AUGCCAUCCAGAGUAGCCACAGCCGGCAACGGCGAGCGGCAAGCUGCCGACGGUCCCUUUGAGCAGAUUGCCGCCCUGUUUCCGCUCACGGUCCCCUUCCCUGACCCGUCGGCCAAUCUCGACAUCGUGCCCGCGUCCGACAUUGCCCUCGAGCAGGAGCUGCUGCGCAAUCCCGACAACCUUCGCUCCUGGGCCUCCUACAUCAACCACAUCGUCGACACAAACGUGCAGAAGCGCGCAACUCCCGACUCCAACCUCUCCUCGGCACAGAUCGCCCUGCUAGGCCCGCUCGCCAGCGCCUCCCAGCGCCUCGCCCUGCAGCGCAUCACCAGCAUCUACGAGCGUGCACUCGCCCAGUUCCCCACCCGCUACUCGCUCUGGACCGACUACCUCCAGCUCCGCUCCCGCUUCGUCCUCGGAGAGCCAAAGGGCGGCUUUGAGGCAAAGCGGAAGCGCGACCUACGGGCAUCAAAGGAGGGCGUCGACUUUGGUCCCACCCUGCUCGAAGCGAACGAACACCAGGACUAUGGCCCCGCCUACACCGCCGGCCUCGACGGCAUCGCGGGCUGGAUCGAGUGGCGCAGCCUCGCAGCAUGCUACGAGCGCGCCCUCAUGUGGCUGCCAAAGAUGCCCAGGGUCUGGCUCGAGUACCUCUCCAUCUUCCUCCACCCGCAGUGUCCUCCCAUCCUCUCCCACACCCACGCCCGCAGGACAUUCGACCGGGCGCUGCGCACGCUCCCGGGAUCGCUCCACCUGCGCAUCUGGAAGGUCUACCUGCGAUGGGCCGAGCGCGUCGGCGGCGAAACCUGCCUCCGCGUCUGGAGGCGGUACCUGCGCGUCGAUCCCAGCCUGAUCGAACGAUACGUAGCCAUUCUCCUCGCCCAGACCGAAGACGAGGCAGCCGAGGCCGAGGACGCCGACGACGACGACGGCGAGGCAGGUCAAGGAGCCACGACAAAGGGUCCAGGCGCCAAGGCGCUCGAAGCGGCCAAGCUGCUGCUCCGGCUGGCGAGGAGCGCAGCCGACGGCAGCUACACGAGCCCAGACGGCAAGAGCCCAUACCAACUGCUCGUGGAAUGGCUCGAGCUGACCGAAAAGUACCCGGAAGAGAUCGGCAUCAGCCCCGAGGAGGAGAAGGAGGCCGAAGCGGCAAGAGCGUCCAGCUCGUCGGCGACAGCCUCCGACAGCCAGCUCGCGCUCACCAAGCCAGGUCAGGCCGCAAAAGGCCGAGCAUCCAGGGGCGCUGCUCGACCAGCGCCGGCACCGCUCUCGCCCGAGACGAAUCCGAUGGACCGGAGCCGUCUCAACGUGGGCGCCAUCGUCCGCAACGACGGGCUCGCCAAGUACCCCGACCAGGCAGGCCGCCUCUGGACCGGGCUCGCCACCUACUGGAUCAAGCGCGGCGAGCUCGAGACGGCCAAGGAGACUUUCGAGGAGGGCAUCCGCUCCGUCGUCACGGUGCGCGACUUUACCCAGAUCUUUGAUGCCUACGCCGAGACGAGCGAGAACGUCAUCUCGUUUAUGAUGGAGGACCUUGCCGGCGACGCGGGGCAGGACGACGACGAAGGCGACGACGACGAGGGCGAGGGCGAGAGCCGCGAGGACAAGGAGGCCGAGCUCGACCAGAGGAUGAAGGAUUUCGAGGAGCUCAUGGAGCGCCGGCCGUUUCUGGUCAACGACGUGCUGCUGCGCAGGAACCCGGACGACGUGCAGGAGUGGGAGAAGCGCGUGGCGCUGCACGGCGACGACGACGAGCAGGUCAUCGAGACCUACCGCCGUGCCAUCGACACCGUCAACCCGCGCAAGGCGACGGCCAACUACCACCAGCUCUUUCUCAACUUUGCGCGCUUCUACGAGGAGGGCGGCUCGGCGGGGCGCGCGGACCCGGCGUCGGUCGAGGCCGACCUGGCCUCGGCGCGCAAGAUCUUUGAGCGCGCCAUUACGGUGCCCUUUAAAAAGGUCGACGACCUGGCCGAGGUGUGGUGCGAGUGGGCCGAGAUGGAGGUGCGCCACUCGAACUACGACGAGGCGAUCCGGGUCAUGGCGCGCAGCGUAGCGACGCCGCGCAACACGAAAAACGUCGCCUACCACGACGACUCGCUGCCGCCGCAGGUGCGCCUGUUCAAGUCGCUCAAGCUGUGGAGCUUCUACGUCGACCUCGAGGAGUCGCUCGGCGACGUCGAGAGCGCCAAGCGCGUCUACGACCGCAUGCUCGAGCUCAAGAUCGCCAACGCCCAGAUCAUCAUCAACUACGCGGCCUUCCUCGAGGACCACCAGUACUACGAGGAGAGCUUCAAGGUCUACGAACGCGGCGUUGAAGUGUUCACCUACCCGGUCGCCUUUGAGCUGUGGAACGUCUACCUGAGCAAGUUUGUCAAGCGGUACGGCGGCAGCAAGCUCGAGCGGGCGCGCGACCUCUUUGAGCAGGCGCUCGACAAGUGCCCGCCCAAGUAUUGCAAGCCCAUCCUGCUCAUGUACGGCAAGCUCGAGGAGGAGCACGGCCUGGCCAAGCGCGCCAUGAACAUCUACGACCGCGCCACCCGCAUGGUCUCGACCGACGACCGCUUCGACAUGUACGCCUUCUACAUUGCCAAGGCGGCCGCCAACUUUGGCCUGGCGGCGACGCGGCCCAUCUACGAGCGGGCGAUCGAGUCGCUGCCGGACCGGCAGACGGCCGACAUGUGUCUGCGCUUUGCCAACCUCGAGCGCAAGCUGGGCGAGAUCGACCGGGCGCGCGCCAUCUACGCGCAUGCCUCGCAGUUCUGCGACCCGAGGACGCAAACCGAGUUCUGGAAGGAGUGGAACAAGUUCGAGAUCGAGACGGGAUCCGAGGACACGUUCCGAGAGAUGCUGCGGAUCAAGCGAUCGGUGCAGGCGCAGUUCAACACGGACGUGUCGUACAUCGCCGCAUCCGCCAUGUCUGCGGCGCAGCGCAACAAGCUGGGCGCCGCCUCAGCCGACGGCGCAGCAGCAGCCUCGCCGAUGGCCGCCGACCCGAUGGCGCGCCUGGAGGCGCAGAACCAGGCGGCCGCGGCCAACGGCACCGCCGUGCGGCAACCGGCAUUCGUGGCCGCCUCGUCGGUGUCUGCGCCCAAGACGGUCGAUGGAGAGCAGCAGCAGCAGCAAGCGUCUCCCCCUGCCCCAGAGAGGAACGAGGAAAAGGUCGGCGGCGACGAUGCCGACGACGACGAUCUGCUGUAG